Messenger RNA from Fukomys damarensis (Damara mole-rat), 5142 nucleotides. It is a transcript of the gene Fignl2, whose product is annotated as fidgetin like 2. The transcript has 4 exons. The record is from RefSeq and is a predicted model, not a curated record. Lineage: Eukaryota; Metazoa; Chordata; Mammalia; Rodentia; Bathyergidae. Gene Ontology annotation, molecular function: microtubule severing ATPase activity; ATP hydrolysis activity. Bases 1512 to 2627 code for a protein of 371 amino acids.
AAGGCAGGCGGUGGAACCACUGAGUUUAAUCCCCAGCCCCAUAAUCAUCUCUUAAAGGUCCUACCCCUUAAUACUGUUAAAAUGGCAGUGAGGUUGCAGCAUGAGUCUUGGAGGGGACAUUCAGAGCACAGCACAGGACCCUCCUAGAAAGGGGCUUCUUUUUCAGGCUGACUUGUGUUGUGUGGGAUGGAGUCCAUAGCACCCUCUUCUGUGCUGUAGCCCUCUACAGGCCUGAGUUCUGGGGUCUGAGCCCCUUGAGGAGAAAGAUGGAGCUGCCUCAGUGGCAGGGAGAAGGCAGCUUGGGAUUGGGGAAGAGAUAUUUGGCUGUCAGGUUGGGACUGGUUGAAUUUGCAGGGUUUACAGGGAUGUUUGUAGACAUCUGAGUGUGGUGACCCUGGAUAACUGCUGAGAGGAGGGGAUGUGCUUCCCUUUGCUCGGGAGCAUGCCAGGCAGCAGUGACACCUCUGAUGCUGAAUGCCCUUAGUGAUGAGGAGCUCAGCACUAUAGACAAUGCACAGGUUCUGAGACAGGGCCAGGUCCUUCUGUGAAGCCAGAAGUCUUUCAUCUUAGCUGUUAAAUGGGAACAGUGUCAUCUUCUGCUCAUAUGGGAGGCAGAGGAGCAUCUGGAGCCAGCCUAUCCAGGCGCAUGGCACUCCAUCCUAGCCUGGUGACCUAGUGACCUAGUGAUCUGUGCCUCAGUUUCCUCAUCUGUUACAUGGCAGUACUGUUCUGAGUUUCAUGUGAGGAUUACAUAGCUGCCAUGUGCCAUGUGUGCUGAGAACCCCCCAGGAGCUGCCAGAGGAGAGGCUGUGGCCGUUCUGUCUACUGAUGCCUUCAUUUCUCCUCUUGCUGUCUCGUGGUCCUGCAGGUGUGGGGGCCACCCCCUUUGAGGACAGCCCAGGUGGACCGGCCUGGCUGCAUAGCUGAGUGACUUAGCUCAGCACCCCCAGGGCUGGGAAAGGGCUGGGAGGGGCUGAGGCAGCCCUGGGGCUGACUGGGUGGGCUGCCUGGGCCUGUUUUGUCACCUUCGGUUAGGCCAGCCCUGUGGAGGCACGCCUUUCACUGCCCUCUUGCACAGGGUGGGGGCAUAUUUGGGGCUAAGCAUUUUGGAGGCUGCAUGCCACUCAGGACUCAAGGUAACCCCAGUCCUACUCUGCUGGUUCAAUGGGCAAUGUGAGACCUUCAAAGAGACUCAGACUGUUGGGCUGAGACCCGUGGCCUCAUGACACCUGAUGAGUAUGUGUGGAACUGUGGUCCAGUGUUAUGCAUUCCCUUUGUAGACCCAAAUAUUUUUAUUUUGUAUAUGGAAAAAAAAUUGUGUUUUGGUGCUGUGGGAUCAAACCCAAGGCAUCAUGCAUGUUAGUCAAGCUCUCUGCCACAGAGCCGCAUCCCCAACCAAACAAAUGUUUUUGGGAACAGGCCACAGGCUUCUCACCUGCAAAAGAGGUCCAGCAAAAAGUCUUGACCCUAUUCUCCAUCUCAUGGCUUGCAGGGCCAAGUCCUGAGGGACAAUGAGUCCCAGGGCAGACCCACGAAGAGGGGCCCAAUAUGGAGCUUGGCCAGCUGCAGAUGGCAGUGGUGUUGCAACAGGAUGGGAGAACAGGAGAAGACCUCCUUCCCUAGGCACCUGUGUCCACCCCAUAUCUCUGUCGAAAAUGCACUGGACACCGGAACACGCCCAGCCCCUCAACCAGUGGCCAGAGCAGCACCUGGAUGUCUCCUCCACCACCCCGUCACCAGCCCACAAAUUGGAGCUGCCCCCAGGGGGUCGCCAGCGCUGCCACUACGCUUGGGCACAUGAUGACAUCUCCGCCCUCACUGCCUCCAACCUCCUCAAGCGCUACGCAGAGAAGUAUUCUGGGGUCCUGGACUCGCCCUACGAGCGCCCGGCCCUUGGCAGCUACGGUGAUGCCGCCUUCCUCAAUGGAGCCAAGGGGGACACGGAUCCCUGGCCAGGGCCAGAGCCACCCUACCCCUUGGCCUCGCUGCACGAGGGACUCCCGGGAACCAAGUCGGGAGGCGGGAGCGGAUCCACGGGCCUCGGGGGCUCCCCGGUUUUAGCAGGGAACCUGCCUGAGCCCCUGUACGCUGCGCCGGGGGCCGCGGAGGAGACAUCCAGCAAGUACAGCGGCGGCGUUCCCCUCAAGGUCCUGGGCGCCCCAGUCUACGGCCCGCAGCUCGAGCCCUUUGAAAAGUUCCCGGAGCGGGCCCCGGUGCCGGGUCCCCGUGGGAGCUUCGCGGUUCCGUCGGGAGAGCCUUCCAAAGGUGUGGACGCCGGGGCACUGGAGCUGGUGACCAGCAAGCUGGUGGACUGUGGGCCGCCCGUGCAGUGGGCAGACGUCGCAGGUCAGGGCGCGCUCAAGGCAGCCCUAGAGGAGGAGCUGGUGUGGCCCCUGCUCAGGCCACCCGCUUACCCCGGCGGCCCCUGCCCGCCGCGGACCGUGCUCUUCUUUGGGCCGCCGGGCCUGUGCCAGCAGGCGGCGGCCGGGGCGGGCCUCCCGGGGCUGCAGCGCCCUCUCUCGUACAAGGACUUGGAGGUGGCGCUAGCCAAGGUGGGCUCUAGGGGCUCCCCCAAGGAGCUGGACUCGUUCGUGGAGUGGGACAAAAUGUACGGCUCUGGACACUGAUGGCGUCAGGGUGGCCGCUGGAGCCUCCUCUGCUUGGGGCGAAUGUUUUUGACCAAACCGGGCCCGGAGUGUGCCCGAUUGGCGCAUGUCGGGUGGGGGACGGGACUGCUCUGCUGGUGGAUUUUUUUUUCACGGAAAGGAAAAUUCUUCUGCCAGACAGAUUGAUGCCAUGUGCGCCGUGUACUCAGGUUUUUCCUAUUUAUUGUAGACGGGAAGCUCGCCAUCUCCGCCCGGCGGAAGGGGCAGACCCUGCAUGGGCUAAUACCCGGGUCUAAAGAACUCCUGCUCUCCUUUUGUUUCCCUCACUCUCUGAAUGCCACCCUACACCUCCCCCACUACCACUUCUCUGCAUUUGCUUGGUGUUCUUCCCGUCGCUUUGUCGCUGACCUCCCCCACCACGCUGUCGCAUUUCCUCUUCUGCUCCUCCCUCCUGUCCCCACCUCUCCCAUCUAUCACUCUCUGAGCUUCUGUUUGACCCGUGUGCUUGGGCGUCCCUGUGCCUCUUGGUCCCUGUGCUGUAAAGUCCCUCUUUGCCUUCUGUCCCUCAUUCUCACUGCAGUGUCCUUUUGCAGGAGAUCUGGAGGCCCAGGGCUGAGGAAGAAGGGAGUAGGGAACCCCCAUCCCACUCCCUUAUCUUAUCCAGCUGAAAAUUUGGAUCUGGGGAGGGGUAACAAGCCAAAACAAACAAACCAAAAAACCCCCCAAAGAAGUGGUGUUUGGGGGGGGGUUUGUUUUUGAGGGGGAAGUCCCAGAAAUGUAGCUUAAUAUUUUAGGCCUUUAUUUUUGUAAGAUGUGUAGAAUUUGCUGGUUUUUUUUGGUUGUUUUUUUUUUUUUUGACAACUCAGGAAGAAACUGACCUCGGAAAGAAUGUUAGACUUUGGCUGCUCUCCUGUGCGUCCCCCAGCCCCACCCCAGGGGAGCACAUUCUCCCAGAAGACUCAGAGACUUGUGGGGAGGACAGAGGAAGGCCCAGAUCCUCACUCAGACCUGGGGUGUCCCUGGGACAGAAACAGAAUGUAUUUCUAAGGGCUUCCUCCUCCCCACAACCCAGCCUAGAGGUGCCCAGGAGGGGUAUGAGAUUUGAAGGGGUAGAUCUUGCUUCCUUUCUGUUGCUCUUCCCUCUGCACCCCACCCCAGUUUCACCUUUUCUGUGAAAGGUUAUCCAGAGUUGGGGUUUCCUUGCUCAUUUCCUGCUCUAGCAAGAGUGCCCAAUAGGAAGGUGACACAAGCAGAAAGUCCCCAAGGUCAUCCCACCAGGCCCCUGCCACAUCAGGGGACCCCAGUUACUUAGGCUAAGAGCAUCAUUGCCUUAGGAGGGAAGAUGGUCUGGCCACAAGUCUGGGUCGACACAGAAUUGACUACUGGCCUUCAGCUGCCCUCUAUGCUGGCCACUCUGCAGAGGGGUGAAUGUCCCUCACUGGUAAUUGCUGGGUGGGGAAUGCCUCCCUUUGUGUCCUGUGUUUGCAGUUCCAAGGAGGUGGACAGGGUGAUUUUCCCUCACAAGGGAGUGAGGUGUGUGUGUGUGUGUGUGUGUGUGUGUGUGUGUGUGUGUGUGUUGGGAGCUUCUAGCCAGCUUGAAGCCCUUGACUCUGGGAAAUAUAUUCCUCUCUUCCCACCGAUUUUCCUUGAUGGGCUUAAAACCACCACUCCCCCACCUCACAACUCUAGGUCCAAGGGGGGAAGAUUCCCCCAUAUUCUUUUCUCUCCCCCUCCCAACCUCUUGUGGGUCCCUGCCUGCUCCUAUGGCUCCUAGUCUUGCCACUUUGCUCUCCUAAUGGAGGUAUGUGGAGGAGUUUCCAUGGGGCAUUUCAGGGGCCAGGAUGCUGAGGGCUGGUGCUGGCCUAAGACUGCUAAACAUGCUAAACAAAGCUGCUGUCUCUCCCUCCUCACCUUUGGCCUGCUUCUGACCCUCCUUGGAACCAGCUGAUUGACUGAAGAGCUUGGUGCCUCAGAAGCAGUGGCCACAGGAUUUGCUGCAAAAAACCCCCAGAGGGAGCAGGGAGUGAGGGGGUUCUCAGGUGUGUGUGUGGGAGUGAGAUGGAGGGUGGCAGGGACGUGGGGUUGGGAUCCCAGCUUGCCCUUCAGAGGCAGGCAGCCCUGGGUGUGGGCAGGAACUCUGACCAAGACCAGGGUCCUCUCUGCUUCCUCUGCUGGGAACUUCCCAUUCCCCAGGCUUGGGAAGGUUUGCACAAGAAGACAGCCCCCAGUCUACUCUUACCUACCUCAGGGGCACAAGGUGGGAAGGGUAGGGCAGGUCCAGCACUGGCGAUGUGGGGAGCAUACCAAAGAAUCCAGGGGCAUGGUGUUGGGAGGGCAAGCUGACCCUCUGCUUCCUCUACCCAGAUUGGGGUUGGGAUCCUCCUCCAGCUGUAACCAUUUCUACCUCAUUUUGCUGUGUGUUGUACAUGGGCGUAUUUAUCUCCUGUCUGACGAUGCUCUGCAGUUGUGGUCUGUCUACCUCAGAAGAGACUGUAUUUUAAAAGAAAGUAUUACACAGUAUUAAAGCGAUAAUGUG